UCUUCCUCCUUCAAAUAACCAGAACCAGCGAGCCUCCCCCCUCGAUCUACACAAGACAGAACCAAACAAGCCCACGCGCCUGCGCAAACAAGAACUGAAGAGCGCGCGGGGACAGGCUUUUCCUCGAUUUUCUCAUUGCUGUCCUCGGCCCUCUCGCCCCCGCCGCCCUAGAUCUCUCCGACGACCUCCCCUCCACUUGGUUUCGCCGAGCCCGUCAAUUCCAGCGCUCCAGCGAGGCCUCCACAUUGGGUUCUUGAGAAUGGCAGCGGCUACAUCUCACAAUGCCAUAGUGUCCACACAAUCCCACCGGUGGGACGGCAAGAGCUCUAGAUUGGACAAGGGAAGAGCCAAUGUGCGUCUGGUUUCAGUUGGAAGUUGCUGCUCAGGCAACAGAAAGUUGGGUCUGGUUUGUGCAUCGGGCUCCCAGUCUUCAGUCAUUGACCCGGUUCACCUACCCUCGAAUGGCAAGGGUGCCCACAGCCCCAAGAAAUCAAGUGAGAGUUCCCUUAUAUUGAUCCGGCACGGUGAGUCGAUGUGGAACGAGAAGAAUCUGUUUACUGGCUGCGUCGAUGUGCCCCUGACACCGAAGGGCGUGGAGGAGGCCAUCGAGGCGGGUAAGAGGAUAUGCAAUAUUCCAAUCGAUGUAAUAUUUACGUCGGCGAUGAUUCGUUCUCAGAUGACUGCAAUGCUUGCCAUGAUGCAGCAUCGGCGCAAGAAGGUUCCAAUCAUCACGCAUAAGGAGAGCGAACAAGCUCAAAGUUGGAGUCAGAUAUACAGUGAAGAUACAAAAGAACAGUCCAUUCCUGUCAUAACAGCUUGGCAACUGAACGAACGGAUGUAUGGUGAAUUGCAAGGUCUCAAUAAGCAAGAAACUGCAGACAGGUUUGGCAAAGAACAAGUUCAUGAAUGGCGCCGUAGUUACGACACUCCUCCCCCUAAUGGUGAGAGCCUAGAGAUGUGUGCAGACAGAGCCGUUUCCUAUUUCAAAGAUCAGGUUGUUCCCCAUCUCACGGCUGGAAAGCAUGUGAUGGUUGCUGCACAUGCAAACUCGCUUCGAUCAAUCAUAAUGCAUCUAGACAAAUUGACUUCUCAGGAGGUAAUCAGCCUCGAGUUGUCAACAGGCAUUCCUAUGCUCUACAUAUUUAAGGAAGGUGAGUUUAUUAGACGGGGGAGCCCAGUGGGACCUUCUGAAGCAAGUGUUUAUGCUUAUACAAGGAACUUGGCUACGUACAGAGACACGCUUGAUAGUAUGGUUCAGUGAAAGGCCUUAUAGAUUACCGUGACAUGAUAUUUGUCGAAUAUGCCAUUACUUAGCUGAAAACCGGUUAGGGGGGUAUCAGAUUACAAGCAUUCUUUUUGCUAGGAGCUAGAAGGGGAAGGUCACAAUCUGAAAACUUUCUUCUGUAACACUGAAAUCCAUGUAACUGAUCUACAAAGGGGGUAACCGAAGGCCCCCAUGUUUGUAUAUGUCAAAUGAAUUUAUUGGA
Hordeum vulgare subsp. vulgare (domesticated barley) is the source of this 1487-nucleotide messenger RNA. RefSeq names its product 2,3-bisphosphoglycerate-dependent phosphoglycerate mutase 1-like. Gene Ontology annotation, biological process: glycolytic process. The transcript has 9 exons. NCBI's taxonomy places the organism in Eukaryota, Viridiplantae, Streptophyta, Magnoliopsida, Poales, Poaceae. The record is from RefSeq and is a predicted model, not a curated record. Gene Ontology annotation, molecular function: intramolecular phosphotransferase activity. Bases 260 to 1261 code for a protein of 333 amino acids.